Molecule: messenger RNA, 2406 nt
Organism: Drosophila ananassae
Lineage: Eukaryota; Metazoa; Arthropoda; Insecta; Diptera; Drosophilidae
Gene: cactin
Product: cactin
Exons: 1
Coding region: 121-2289 (722 amino acids)
Biological process (GO): mRNA cis splicing, via spliceosome
Cellular component (GO): cytoplasm; spliceosomal complex
Molecular function (GO): protein binding
Source: RefSeq, a predicted model, not a curated record
UAAAUUGAAAGUUAUCGAUAACUAUCAACUUCAACUGGUAGUUCCAUCCCUAACACCACUUUCCUCAAGUUUUUGUUUUCAUUGCACAUUUCACAACUUUAACAAAUAUUCGCUGAAAGGAUGCCCAAGGAGAAGUCAAAAUCCAGGAGAAGGAGUCGCAGUCGCAGCCGCGACAGGGAGGAUAGCAGUCGACACAGGGAGCGGGAAAGGGAGCGAGAACGCGACAGGGACCGAGAGUCUCGCAGGGAAAAAGAGAAAGAUCGUGAGCGUCGCAGGGAAAAGGAUAAGCCCAGGGACAAAAGAAGGGAUAACGAGAAGAGCCAUAAAAGCAGCAGCCGCAAACGUCGAUCCUCCAGUUCCAGCUCGUCCAGUUCUUCGUCCUCCGACAGCCCCAAGUCCCCGCUCGCCACAAGCUCAAUGAAAUUGCUUCAGACACUGGAAGCGCGUCGCCUAAAGGAGCAGCAAGAGCGCCAGCGAAAGAAAGAGGAGCUGAAGGCGCAGGAGACACCGGAGGAGAAGCGCGCCCGUCGCCUCCGCGAGAAACAAGCCAAGGAGCAGCGCCGACGACAGCGAAUGGGCUGGGAUAAUGAGUACCAGACAUAUUCCAACGAGGACAACCCCUUUGGCGACUCCAAUCUUACGUCCACCUUCCACUGGGGCAAGAAGCUGGAGGUAGAGGGCCUCUCCAAUCUUUCAACCAAAACGGUGGAGGUGCUAUCAUUGCAGAAGCAACUGGAAAACCGCAGGGAACUCGAGAAGGUAAAGAAACGGCGGCAGGAACGGGAGCUGGAACGACAGGUGCGCGAGGACGAUCUCAUGCAGCAGCAGCGGGCCAAGGAGGCAGUCCAGUUCAGGGAGUGGCAGCGCCAGGAAGAUCAGUUUCAUCUCGAGCAGGCGCGUCUACGCAGCGAAAUCCGGAUACGUGAUGGCCGGGCGAAGCCCAUCGAUCUGCUGGCCCAAUACGUGGCCGCUGGCAACGCUCCCCUGGAGGAAUCUCUCGAGAUGCAAAUGCACGAGCCAUAUAUGCUCCUCAACGGGCUGCCCAUGGAAGAACUCGAGGAUCUCCUGGUGGACAUCAAGGUCUACGAAGAGCUGGAGCAGGGUAAGCACAUUGAUUUCUGGAACGAUAUGAUCACCAUUGUACAGGACGAGCUGCAGAAGCAGCAGAAGAAGCAAGCCGAGAACAACUCAAUGAAUCAAAGGCGAGAUGGCAUCCACCAGAGCGUCGUAAAGGAUGUGGCGGACAUAUUUCGGGGCAAGAACGCGCAGCAGCUGGAUGAGAUGCGCCAGCGCAUCGAGGCCAAGAUCAGUAGUCGAGCGGAUGGAGUGGACAUCAGUUAUUGGGAGAGUCUCCUCUCCCAACUCAAGGCCCACAUGUCCCGAGCACGUCUCCGGGACCGUCACCAGGCACUGCUUCGUGAGAAACUCCUGCUGCUCAAAAAGGAGAACGAAGACGAGGCAGCCCAAGAGGAAAUGGCCAUUCGGAUUAAGAGGGAGGAAGAGCAGGAGCACGAGCUGGCUCAGCAGCAGACCGAAGCGACUGAAGGUCGCGAAGACGAGGAUGUCGCUGAAGACGAGGACGAUGACCCUCUGCGGGAAAUCCGAGAAGCAGUGAAUCGCUACCACGCCGGAAACUACAGUCCGCGUUACAUACGCGAAGAGGACUUCACGGGCCGGCGGCUCCAGACGGAGGAAGACGAGGAUGAGCAGGCCGAUGGCGUUCUCUACGACGAGGAGGACGACGAACGAAGAAUCCAAACGCAAAGGCUACACGUACUGCAUCCCGAGCGGGCCGAGACAAACCAGCUGACGGCCCAGGAAGUCAAGAUGCGAAACGAGGCUCGCCAGGGCAUGCAGGGCGACGAGGCCGAGUUCAGUGUGGAGACCACACUGGAUGCAGUGCCGCAGCUGGCCACCGACAAGUACCGCCCACGAAAGCCGCGCUACUUCAAUCGCGUGCACACUGGCUUCGAGUGGAACAAGUACAACCAGACGCACUACGACAUGGACAACCCGCCACCCAAGAUUGUCCAGGGCUACAAGUUCAACAUCUUCUACCCGGAUCUAAUGGAUAAGUCGCAGACACCACAGUAUUUCCUAACGCCCUGCCCCGACAACGGCGACUUUGCUGUCCUACGUUUCCACACGGGUCCUCCCUACGAGGACAUUGCCUUCAAGAUCGUCAACCGCGAGUGGGAGUUCAGCUACAAGCGCGGCUUCCGCUGCCAGUUCCACAAUAAUAUCUUUCAGUUGUGGUUCCACUUCAAGCGGUAUCGCUACAGGCGGUAAAGGACACACCUCUCCUGCUCGCAAUUCGAAAAAGGGUAUCCUGAUUACUUUCCUUUUUUUUUUUUGUGUAAACAUUUUGUUGUGCGAAUAAAUUUAAGAACAAAGGUAUAAACUUAA